CUUGCCCGGCUCCGCGGCUCUCGCGGUGCUUGCACGAGAUUGCCCCGUCCUCGCGGCUGUGCCUGUCCGUCGCCUCCUCCCUCACCCCGCCGCCUCUUGCCCGCCGCCCCUGCUCGCGGGGUAAUAUGGUCUCUGGCGAUGGACGCCGCAGGUGCAGGAUACGCCUUUGAGUACCUUAUUGAAACAUUAAAUGACAGUUCACAUAAGUUCUUCAAUGUUCAUAGACUUGGAGGCACCAAGUAUGAUGUUCUGCCUUACUCAAUACGGGUCCUGUUGGAAGCUGCUGUGCGAAAUUGUGAUGGCUUUUUAAUGAAAAAGGAAGAUGUUAUGAACAUUUUAGACUGGAAGACCAAACAAAACAACGUUGAAGUGCCCUUUUUCCCUGCCCGUGUUCUUCUUCAAGAUUUUACUGGAAUACCGGCAAUGGUGGAUUUUGCUGCUGUGAGGGAGGCAGUGAAGGCCCUUGGAGGGGACCCCGAGAAAGUCCACCCUGCCUGUCCGACAGAUCUCACGGUUGACCACUCUUUACAAAUUGACUUCAGUAAAUGUGCAAUACAGAAUGCUCCAAAUCCUGGAGGUGGUGACCUGCAGAAAGCAGGAAAGCUCUCUCCACUUAAAGUGCAGCCUAAGAAGCUUCCAUGCAGAGGCCAUACUACCUGCCGAGGAGCAUGUGACUCUGCAGAACUCGGCCGAAACUCAGGAAAAUCUUCGCAGAUUGAGAAUACACCCAUUCUGUGUCCUUUUCAUCUGCAACCAGUGCCUGAACCUGAAACAGUGUUAAAAAAUCAAGAAGUAGAAUUUGGCAGAAAUCGAGAGAGACUUCAAUUUUUCAAGUGGAGUUCAAGAGUUUUUAAGAAUGUGGCUGUAAUCCCUCCUGGAACUGGAAUGGCUCACCAAGUAAAUUUGGAAUAUUUGUCAAGAGUGGUUUUUGAAGAAAAGGACCUCCUCUUCCCAGACAGUGUCAUUGGUACAGAUUCACACAUAACCAUGGUGAAUGGUUUGGGGAUUCUGGGGUGGGGAGUCGGUGGCAUUGAAACAGAAGCUGUGAUGCUCGGUCUUCCAGUGUCUCUGACUUUACCUGAGGUGGUUGGAUGUGAGUUAACUGGCUCAUCAAACCCUUUUGUUACAUCCAUAGAUGUUGUUCUUGGCAUUACAAAGCACCUCAGGCAAGUAGGAGUGGCUGGAAAGUUUGUUGAGUUUUUUGGAAGUGGAGUUUCACAAUUAUCUAUAGUGGAUCGAACUACAAUAGCAAAUAUGUGUCCAGAAUAUGGUGCUAUCCUCAGCUUUUUCCCUGUUGACAAUGUGACUUUAAAACAUUUAGAACAUACAGGUUUUGACAAAGCCAAACUCAAGUCAAUGGAAGCAUACCUUAAAGCUGUGAAAUUGUUUAGGAAUGACCAGAAUAAUUCAGGAGCACCUGAGUACUCACAGGUGAUCCAGAUUAAUCUGAAUUCAAUAGUUCCAUCUGUCAGUGGUCCAAAAAGACCUCAGGAUAGAGUUGCUGUGACAGAUAUGAAAAGUGAUUUCCAAGCUUGCUUAAAUGAAAAGGUUGGAUUUAAAGGCUUCCAAAUUGCUGCUGAAAAGCAGAAUGAUGCCAUCACUAUUUGCUAUGAAGGAGGUGACUAUCAGCUGUCCCAUGGGUCUGUCGUUGUCGCUGCAGUUACCAGUUGCACCAAUAACUGCAAUCCGUCUGUCAUGCUCGCUGCAGGUCUUUUGGCUAAAAAAGCUGUUGAAGCUGGUCUGCAUGUUAAACCUUAUAUCAGAACGAGUUUAUCUCCAGGCAGUGGGAUGGUUACACAUUACCUCAGUUCCAGUGGAGUAUUGCCAUACCUUAGUAAACUCGGAUUUGAAAUAGUUGGCUAUGGAUGUUCAACAUGUGUGGGAAACACAGCACCCUUAUCAGAAGCCGUUUUAAAUGCAGUCAAACAGGGUGAUUUGGUUACCUGUGGAGUUUUAUCUGGAAACAAAAAUUUUGAAGGUCGUCUGUGUGAUUGUGUCCGUGCCAACUAUCUUGCCUCUCCACCCUUGGUGGUGGCUUAUGCCAUAGCAGGCACAGUGAAUAUAGAUUUCCAGACCGAGCCUUUAGGUACUGACACUACUGGCAAGAACAUUUACCUACAUGAUAUUUGGCCUACUCGAGAAGAAGUUCAUCAGAUAGAGGAAGAGCAUGUUAUAUUGUCCAUGUUUAAAACAUUAAAAGAGAAAAUAGAGAUGGGAAAUAAGCGGUGGGAUUCCUUAGAAGCACCAGAUUCAGUCUUGUUUCCAUGGGACUUGAAGUCUACUUAUAUCAGAUGUCCUUCAUUUUUUGAUAAGCUUACCAAAGAGCCAGUUGCACUGCGGUCUAUUGAAAAUGCCCACGUUCUACUGCAUCUGGGAGACUGUGUCACCACAGACCAUAUAUCGCCCGCUGGAAGCAUUGCGAGGAGUAGUGCUGCUGCUAAAUACUUGACCAGUAGAGGCCUUACCCCUCGUGAAUUCAACUCUUACGGAGCCCGAAGAGGUAAUGAUGCUGUAAUGACAAGAGGCACUUUUGCAAAUAUCAAGCUUUUUAAUAAGUUUAUUGGAAAACCAGCUCCCAAAACAAUUCAUUUUCCAUCAGGACAGAUGCUAGAUGUGUUUGAGGCUGCUGAGCUGUACCAGAAAGAAGGUAUCCCACUGAUUGUUUUAGCAGGAAAGAAAUAUGGUUCAGGAAAUUCAAGAGACUGGGCCGCCAAAGGACCGUAUUUGCUGGGUGUGAAAGCUGUUUUGGCCGAAAGUUAUGAAAAAAUUCACAAAGAUCACUUGAUUGGAAUUGGCAUAGCUCCACUUCAGUUCCUUCCUGGAGAAAAUGCAAAUUCCUUGGGCCUCUCUGGCAGAGAAACGUUCUCUUUAACAUUUCCGGAAGAGCUGUUCCCUGGAGUUACAUUAAAUAUAAAGACAAGCACUGGGAAGGUGUUCGGCGUGAUCGCUUCGUUUGAAAAUGAGGUGGAAGUAACAUUGUACAAACAUGGAGGAUUAUUAAAUUUUGUGGCACGGAAGUUCUCAUAGUAUCUACUGCUCACCACGGAUACCUUCCUAACUGGUAACUGCAACAUGGCCUUUUGUGCUGGACCCAGGAACCCUCACCACGGAGCGGCAGAUAGGCCCACUUUGCACACUUAUCCGUGGAUGGAAAUGAUUAUGGAUCAGUGUAGUGACUGAAAUGAAGUCUUUUUGAUUUUAAAUAAUAAUGAAUGGUGCUAUUAACAUUGCUAAAAUCAACGUGUGAAGAGUGUUGUGGAAGAGACCAUAAGUGUGGGGGGGGAUAUUUUAUCAGACCAUUUUGUAAAUAAAGGCAGAAUUUGAACUUGUGUUGAAGAUUCUUAUAUGAGUGACCUUCCUGAAGUCAUGUCUAGUUUUGCACCUGUAAAACUGUACUGCUGUUUGUUGGUUUAAGAGCAGAUUGAAAUACAAGAAACCAGAUGAGACUAAAUUUGUGGGAGUUGGAAUAUGAUGUACGAAUGGACUUGCAGACACACUAAUUCCUUUUCAGAAUUGAGCUGGGCAUAGUUGGCAAUUUUAGUUUGUAAUACAGGCCAGGAUUAUCGUCAGUCCCAGUCUGAUGGCGAGGGCUAGAACCUGCCCCAGGCACAGUCACUCUGUCCAGCCAGCCAGGGUGCACUCCAUAUUGGAAGAUGGCUUACAGAGUAACCUCUGUGUAGCACUGUGUUACCAGCAGUGAAAAUAGGUAUCCUGUAAUCCCAUAUGCAGCUCUUAAUUUUUUAGUAAUUUGCUACUGUGACCCUUUGGCAAAUCUCAGAUGGCACUGUAUUAAUUGGAUUAGAUUGUUUACUCACCUAAUGUGAUACAAUAACUUCUUAUGACCAAAUGUUUUCAAAAUUCCACACCCAUUUAUAGUUGCAGAAGAGAACUUUAUUUAAUCAUUAAACACUAAAAUGAUUUUCUCUAGACUUCUGCAAUUAUCCACCCUAAAUUAUAUGGUAACUCAGUCCUAAGCAUUUUAAAAAUGUUAUUUCUUAAUUAUUUAAAUUGACCUCCUGUCAUUUUGAAUCAUUUACCUGGGAUGCAUGAUUCUGUUAAUUAUGUUUUUGUUUUAAGCAGAGCUGACCAUCAGGACGAAAUACUUAAAUUGUGUCUGAAUUUUUCUCUCUGUGCAUGUCUAUCACAUUGAAUCUUCUGUCAACAAGAGGUUUGGUGACUUGUUAGAAAAAGGUUGGAUAAUUAAUUCCAGAAAAGUCCUGUGCCUUUCAUUUUAAAUUAAGAUGCUAAACUUAACAAAAGGCAAAAGGCUAAUUGUAGUGAUUUUUAAUUUCACGUGGAGCUCUUUAUACCACGUUAAUGCAGCUCAGAAUUAACUCACAUUGCACAGAAUAAAGAAUUGUUUUAAGCUAAAAUGCUGAAACUACCAAACCAGUGGGUGAAGACCACUGAGAACUUUGCACGUAAUCAGUGAUACAAUCUUUUGAAGAUAUUCUGCAAAUACGUGUUUAGACAAUUAAAUGGACUAGAGCUCGAUGAAAUGAUUUCCCUUUAUUUAAAUGUCUUAUAAAUGUAUUUUGUAUUUUCAAAUCAAUAUGUGUUCUUGAUACUGUGCUGUGUGUCAGUGCCUGUGUGUUUAAUUUACAUGAAAACAUGAGAUAGGGAUGGAGAAUUUAGAAGUUGAAUGUUAAAAUACCUGUUACUUGCUUGGAAGAAGUGAUACUUGCAGAUUGUGUGGGAGAAAAGAUCUGUAUCCCUAAGCCAUACUCCGUUAUGCAGCCUGUGGGCAUCUUCAUAAACAGCUGAUCCAGGAGAUGGAGAUGAUAAAGCCAGCAAGCUAUGAAUUAAGCAUUUGCAUCUCCAGUCUGCCUAGUCCAGUUACUGUACAAACAGCUCUUGUAUUUCAGGAACAAAAUCAAGGUUCUCUUAAUCUCUUAAAGAGAACCAAAAAGCUUGAUAAGCAUGGCUGUCAGCUGGGGAGGAGAGUCGUGGGUGUGUGUCCCAGGGUGUGCCUGCAGUUCUGCCUCUAGUCGGAAUCUGUUUGCAUAGAUGUGGCAUCUGGUUUUUAUUGUUUUCCUUUCAACUCCGUUCCCUUGUUCUAGGUAAUUUUGUGUUUCCAAAAGUUGUGGAAAGGAAAUGUAAAUAGGCACAUGAGAGAAGCAAGUCACUGUUGUGAACGGAAAGUAUAUUUUUCAAAAGUCAUUAUGAGCAGCAGCAUUAAAAAAAAAUCUUUUAGAAAACAUUAUACUACAGACCAUUUCCAUAUAUCAUACCUUUGGGGUUAGCUAUUCCUAGAAAAGGAAGUCAGUGAAAAUGGCACCCAGCCACUGAGUUGCCGUUGUUAGGUCUGAAAAGUGUCCAAGAUGACAGUUGUCAUUUUUUCCUGUAUUGUCUCCAAACUGACAUCUGGGAGGGAUCGGAAGAUUGCUCAGUUUUUUAUGGUAAUCAGACUGCAGUGGGACUAAAGGGAAGUACAGCGAGGGCGUAAAUCCGCAUCAGGUCUCGGCACGUGUCCUGAUUGUGUUGUGCUCAUUCACUUCAGUGGGGAGGGACAGGAGGACAACAAAGUAUUUGACGGAGACUCUUGUAUGGUCGCGUUAAGAGACACCUUUUUUUGCCUAGGUUUUGGAGAAGGCACUUAAGGUAGUGGAUGUUGAUUCUAUCUUAGCUUGAUCUGGAGGAGGAGAUGGGCUUUGGCUUUUUCAGUGCUCUUUCCCCUGCAGUGUGGUAGUGCUGACAUUUCAAUUUUACACAUAAUAUGUGACUGAAACAUAUCUUAAGUAACUAUAAAUCAUUGUCUGUUAUUUAAAGCCAACAAAGCAGUGUAACAGUUUAAAGUUCAAUAAUGUUAAGUAUUGUAUAGAAAUAUAUUGGAGGCAGAGUUCAGUUGAUGACAAUUGUGUAUAUGUUACUGAUGCUGUAAAUUAUUUUUAAUAAAGAAAUUGUAUUAUCACA
Manis pentadactyla (Chinese pangolin) is the source of this 5913-nucleotide messenger RNA. RefSeq names its product iron responsive element binding protein 2 (gene IREB2). The transcript is spliced from 22 exons. Gene Ontology annotation, molecular function: 4 iron, 4 sulfur cluster binding; iron-responsive element binding; aconitate hydratase activity. Gene Ontology annotation, cellular component: cytosol; mitochondrion. Lineage: Eukaryota; Metazoa; Chordata; Mammalia; Pholidota; Manidae. Gene Ontology annotation, biological process: tricarboxylic acid cycle; citrate metabolic process. Bases 139 to 3027 code for a protein of 962 amino acids. The record is from RefSeq and is a predicted model, not a curated record.